Messenger RNA from Diorhabda sublineata, 6115 nucleotides. Its product is annotated as zinc finger protein 271-like. The coding region runs from base 154 to 2955 and encodes 933 amino acids. Gene Ontology annotation, biological process: regulation of cytokine production; regulation of immune system process; negative regulation of transcription by RNA polymerase II. The record is from RefSeq and is a predicted model, not a curated record. The transcript has 3 exons. NCBI's taxonomy places the organism in Eukaryota, Metazoa, Arthropoda, Insecta, Coleoptera, Chrysomelidae.
AAAACGCCUCGUAACUCUAAUUGUCGUGAGUGCUUAGAGGAAUGCACCCUCUAUUCAUCCAAGAUGUGUUGCAAGGUUUUGACAAUUUCGUACUGUCUUUUUUUAAAAUAAUAUUUUCCUAUUAAAAUUAUCUAAUCAAGAACAUAUAAAGAAAUGGAUAUACUAAAUAUUAAAGAAGAAAUGGAUACUUACGAGGAUUUUCCAUCCAUUGUCGAUGUUGGGUCGAUUGGGGAAGUAUCUACAGUAACAAUUCAAAAUGUAAUUGGAAAAGUGGAUGGAAUUCACCCAAUAAAACAUGAAAUAAAAGAUGAAUUAGAUACAGUGGAAAUAUUUAAUAACCAUGUGGAUAUAGGUAACAAUAGAAAAAGGAACAUUUCUAGUACACACAACAUUAGAAAUCAAAAGGACUACUUAAAAAUUGACAGUGGAAACAGAAGUAAAUCCAAAGAGGUUAUAAAGAAAGAAAUGGAUAUCCAAAACGUUAAGGAGGAAAUAAAUACUUAUGAGGAUUUUCCAUCUAUUAUCGAUGUUGGGAAAGAAUUUUUGGAUGAAGUAUCUACACUAACAAAUGAACAUCUAAUUGGAAAAAUGGAUGGAAUUCAAAUAAAACAUGAGAUAAAUGAUGAAUUAGAUACAGAGGAAAUAUUUAAUAACCAUGUGGAUACAGGUAGCAACAGAAAAACGAACAUAUCUAAUACACACGACAUCAUUAGAAACCAACUGAAAUAUUUAAAAGAAGACGUUAGAAAGAAGACUAAAUCGAAAGUUGCAGGACUGCUAAGAAAAUGGAAAUAUAUCCAACCAAAAGCUAUGGGAUUAAUGAUAUGUGUAUAUUGUGGGAAUUUAUACACGAAACAAGUGGAAUUCUUAUGUCACUUUUCCACAAGCCAUUGUGUAAAACAAAAUAGGAAUAAAUUUCACCAUCAAAAUUACAUUUUGAGAAAGAUUAAUGUGAAAGAUGAAAUAGAAGUAGUUGAACAUAAAUUUAAAGAAGAGUUGCAGGAAACCAUAAAUCAGUUGGAUGUUGCUCAUUCAAACCCUUGUGUAGGUGAGGGUUCAAAAUCAUAUGUAGACGAGAAAAGUGAUUCAAAUAUACAGUUGGAUACUCACACAGGAUCAAAUCCAAUUUAUUGUGUUAUUUGUUUAAGAACUUUUACACGUAGAAGUAGUUUAAGCAGCCAUUUUCGUAUUCAUGCCAGAGAAAAACGAUUCAAAUGUGAUUCUAUGGAAACUGUUGAUAAUAUUAAUUUAAAUAACUAUUUUCCUGUUUAUACAAGAGAAAAACCAUUCAAAUGUGAUAUUUGUUUCAAACUGUUUCCAUAUAAAAGUAAUUUGAAUGUACACAUGCGUAGUCAUACAGGAGAAAAGCCAUACAAAUGUGAUGUUUGUUUGAAAACUUUUUUACAGAAAAGUUGUUUGAAUAAUCAUUUGCGUAUUCACACAGGAGAAAAACCAUUCAAGUGUGAUAUUUGUUCAAAAUCUUUUACCCAAAAAAUUAAUUUAGUUGCACAUUUACGUAUUCACAUGGGAGAAAAGCCACUCAAAUGUGGCAUUUGUAAGAAAUCCUUCAUACACAAAUUUAGUUUGAACAAACAUUUACGUAUUCACACAAGAGUAAAACUACUCAGACGUAAUUACUUGCAAAUUUCUACUUCACACCAUCACACAGGAGAGAAACCAUUCAAAUGUCAUAUUUGUAUGAAAUCUUUUCCAUAUCAAAUUAGUUUAAAUAAAAAUUUGUCUGUGCAUACUGGAGAAAAACCGUUUAAAUGUGACAUUUGUUCAAAAACUUUUUCACAGAACACAAGCUUGAUUAGACACUCACGUAUUCAUACUGGGGAAAAGCCAUUCAAAUGUGAUGUUUGUUUUAAACUGUUCUCGUAUAAAUAUUGUUUAAUUACACAUUUACGUAUACACACAGGGGAAAAGCCUUUCAAAUGUCACCUCUGUAUGGAAUCCUUUACACAGAGAAGUAGUUUAAAUAUACAUUCACAAAGUCACAAUGGAGAAAAACCAUUCCAGUGUAACAUUUGUUUGAAAUCUUUUCCUCAUAAAAUCAGUUUAAACAAUCAUUUACCUGUACAUACAGGAGAAAAGCUAUUUAAAUGUGAAAUUUGUUCUAAACAAUUUUCACAUAAAAGUAAUUUGAAUGCACACAUUCGAAUUCAUACAGGAGAAAAGCCAUUCAAAUGUGACAUUUGUUCGAAACCGUUUACCCAUAAAAGUAAUUUAAAUAUACAUAUGCGUAGGCACACAGGGGAAAAACCAUUCAAAUGUGAUGUUUGUUUGAAAACUUUUUCGCAGAACUCUAGUUUAAUGGCACAUUCACGUAUUCACACAGGAGAAAAGCCAUUUAGAUGUGACUUAUGUUCAGAAACGUUCUUACAUAAAAAUCAGUUGACCACACAUCUACAGAAUCACGUUGGACACAAACCGUUCAAAUGUGACAUUUGUUUCAAACCAUUUUCACAAAAAAGUAAUUUGAAUACACAUAUGCGUAGCCAUACGGGCGAAAGACCAUUCAAAUGUGACGUUUGUUUGAAAACUUUUUCGCAGAACGCUAGUUUAAUCACACAUUUACGUAUCCACACAGGGGAAAAGCCAUUCAAAUGUCACUUUUGUUCGGAAACUUUCCUACAGAAAAUUCAGUUGACCACACAUGUACAUAAUCACUUUGGAGACAUGCCAUUCAAAUGUGAUAUUUGUGAAAAAAAGUUUUCGCGGAAAAACAAUUUGAACAGACAUUUGUUUAGUCACACGGGAGAAAAGCGAUUCAAAUGCGACAUUUGUUUGAAACCUUUCGCGCAAAAAAGUGGUUUGAAUACACAUUUACUCAGUCACACAGGUGAGAAGCCAUUCAGUUGUGGCAUUUGUCCAAAGUCUUUUGCACGAAAAAGUUGUUUAAAUAAACAUAUGUCCAAUCACACAUUGCAAGAGACAAUCAAAUCUGAUUGAAGUUAUUAACGAUAUCAAUUUAUAAACAGUAGUCCUUUCUUACAAAUUUUAUUACUUCGAAGAUAAAAACAUCCUACAAAAUGUAUGAAACAAGAUUAUGAAAGUGGACUGUCCUGGUUAGCACUCUUUAGUGUUCCCAACUCUCAAAAAUUUAUCUCUAAAACCCUACUCAAAUACCCUUUAAAACCCCCACAAUUACAAGGGAUUCCCCCUAAAAAAAAUUAUUAUUUAUAAAAUGUAUAAUUAAAUAUUUUUAAAUAAAUAAUUUUGUCUUCAGCAACAUCAUUUUUUACGAUCAACUUUUUUUGAUAUGGCCAUGAAACUAUAAUGUCCAAUAAUUUGGUUAGGUGUUUAGCACCGGAGCGCUACGGAACAAAAGAAUAGAAAAUUUAGAUGUUAAUAAAAAAUUUAUAAUAAUAAAUGUUGUUAUUGUGGAAAAGACAGAUGUCGAGUGAUUUUAUUUUUAACGAAACAAAGUGAAAAUUCUGUACAAUUAGAUGACUAAAACUAAUUAAUAAAAUUGACAUUGACAGUGAUGUCAAAACAGUUGUACCAAUAUAAACUGAUAUUAAACACACCCCCUUUAUUAAAACAAUUUUAGCCUUCAAAUGUUUUGUUGAUAAAUUAUCUUGAUUUUAGGUCUCUUUUGAUUAAAAUUUCGUUUAAAAUCAUAUAAUACUGACGUGUCGAUCUGUUGCGGCCCUUAUCAAAAUCUAACCUUGGAAUUUAAUCUAUAGAUCACCUACAUCAUUAAUAACAAAAUAAAAAUUUGUUUUUAUUCGUGUAUUUGAUUCAGUUUCAACAAUUUUUGAAUAUUUAUUAUUGAAAGUUUUUAAUAUUUUAAUGCAGUUUUAUUUCUUUAUCGUUUUGAUGACCUUUUAGUCUAUUAUAAAUAAUUUCAUAAAAUGGACUCUUAACGAUUACUGGCUAUUGUAUGUUCUCUUAGACAAUUUUUUAAAGCGUUUCCCUUAACAGCAAUCUUUACUAUUCGUGAAGUACGUACAGUAUUAAAGGGACGAAUUUAGGAACAUUUUCUAUCGGUUUAUAGUCAGAUUAAAGCUGCUCCCUCAUUAGCAAGUACAGUUUCUGUACCGGCAGCAUACCGACGCUAUGUUAUCAAAUAGAGACAUUCGGAUUGGUCGGUAGGAUUCGUCUGCUCUCGGUAUGCAAGAUCAGUCAAGGUUCUGCAUCAACUAAGUGAAUAGCUGCGGAAUAUGUUUUCUCAUUUGUUGUAUGAAAUAAUGUCUAGAGUCGGAAAUGUUAAAAUUGGUGCUAAAGAUUGAAAACCGCCCGUGUCCGACAUUAUCUGAAUAUUCACGUAAUGACCUUAUUGAGAAAGCUUGGGUGUAAAGGUCAUUCUGUACAUAAAGUCAAAAUAUUUAUCAUCUUGAGAUAAUUCCUUGGAUGUCACGGUUAAACUGUUUUCAAUGUAAGGAUGUGAUAAUAAACAAACAUCGUUACAACUUCAUCUUCGCUGCUGCAGGACAUUUUGUUUUCAAGGUCAAAGCAGUACUAAACAUUUUAUUCAAUUUCAUAGAGCAGCCUAAGAAUGAAGAGGCUUUCAAAGCAGUUUAUGUUUUGUAUAUAGCUGAACAUCUAAAUGCAACUAGGAAUUUUGAACCCCUAGUUACUUCACUUUAUAUAGAAUGUCUUUCGAGGGCUGUAAAUUGCUGCUACGAUGAGAGAAGUAUAUGUUUCCGAGUUUAAUUGUUACUACUUGAAUUUUAUCUGUGAUAUAAUCCUCUAAGGGUUCAAUAAAUUGGGAAAACAAAUACGUUCUCUAGCUGCUUCAGCCAGUACUAUAUAUUCAGCUUCCGCUUAUUGUUUCUCGGUAUUUCAACACAAAAUUCCUCUAAACCCUUCAAAUAAAAAUCCUGCGGUAGAUUUCCUGCGGUGUCUAACUAACAAGAGUAGCAAACGCCAAGUGUCCGGCACACCUACAUCUGUUUCGGUCAUACAGUUAAAAAAAACUGGAUCUUGCAUGCCCCAUAAGGCUACAUUAGGAACUAUUUUAGUUUGAAUACCAAACCGCAAUAUUAAAAACUUGUGCAGAAUAAGGUUGUAUGUUUGAUUCACUCUUGUUAGUUUAGUUGCAUCAGUUUACAUUUCAUCAUAUUAUUAUAACACCAACGAUUGUGAAACCGUGGCGAAUAAAAACGGUGCCAAUGCUUCGUGUCAGUUCUGAUGCUUUAACCCCGAUCAGCUAACUGACCCUAAGCAAAUUGGCCUAAGUAGCUCUUUCUUAAAUAAUAUAUAUUUGAAUUUGGUUGUUCGUUUGUAACUUUGAUUGUAUAUAAUAAAUGUUUGAAAUUAGAUAAGUCUGAACUAUUUUAUUAUCCAAAGUUUUAAAAAAGCCAACCAACUUGAUUUGUCUUAGACGCAUUAACGCUCCGGGUUGUCACGCGCGGUCAAGUUCGGUUUUAUUCUCUCUUUAGAACUUGAAACAAACCAAGGUCCCUUGGCCGAAUUUCCUAUCGGUUUAUUCUGAUCAUCAAUAUUUUAAUAUCAGUUGCUUUAUCGAAAUUAAUUUCAACAAAUUCGAUAGUUCUUCAGGAAACACUUGACACAUAUUCCGGUCGAUUGAGACAUAAAAAUAGUGGUCAAAUAACAAAAAUUCCCAAAUAUUGGUGGUUGGUUUACCAUUAAAAAUAAAGUUUUAAAAAUCCCCAUCGAUCCUAUGUGUGUGUUUCCCGUCUCAUGGAAAUAAUGAAUUUUGACUUUGUUUAAUAACUUUUUUUAUUUUGUAAGUCUGUUCCAAACGCUUUUUAUGUUUUUAUCAUUUGUUGCAAACUUAGAAUCUGGGGUUAAAUUGAUCAAACCAGUCGUUGAAUAAUUGUACACAAUCAGCUGCUUUCUUCCAAUUACUAUUAUGAGGCAUGUGUAAUGAAAUAUUACACGGAUAAGGAAAGAAACAAUUUUUAUGCAAUUCAGACCACAAAGCAAUAUUUCCAAAACCCAAAUCACUGGAAAUUGCCACUACUGUGAUAUUGGUCAUAAAUAAUUCGGAUAUUAUUUCCUCUAGAAUGUGUUUGGUCAUCGGCUGGUCUAAGUGGUAGUAGACCAGCUGUUUCCACUUGGAAAAUAUACCAUGUGCUGUCCUAUUAUCUAUCUACGUUUUUUUGUCAAUAUCAAUUUUAUUCGAAUUUUGUCUACAGUAUGA